Molecule: messenger RNA, 2164 nt
Organism: Yamadazyma tenuis ATCC 10573
Lineage: Eukaryota; Fungi; Ascomycota; Pichiomycetes; Serinales; Debaryomycetaceae
Gene: GUA1
Product: GMP synthase (glutamine-hydrolyzing)
Biological process (GO): GMP biosynthetic process
Cellular component (GO): cytosol
Molecular function (GO): GMP synthase activity; ATP binding; GMP synthase (glutamine-hydrolyzing) activity
Source: RefSeq, a predicted model, not a curated record
AUCCAUCUAUCUUUCACAAAUGAGUUCUAUCGAAGACGUUCCUAUCGAAGUGUCCAAAGUGUUUGACACCAUCUUGGUGCUCGACUUUGGCUCGCAAUACUCCCACUUGAUCACCCGUCGGUUAAGAGAGUUCAACAUCUAUGCUGAGAUGUUGCCUUGCACUCAGAAGAUCUCUGAGUUGUCUUGGAAGCCAAAGGGUGUCAUUUUAUCGGGAGGGCCAUACUCGGUGUACGCCGACGACGCCCCUCAUGUGGACCACGAUGUGUUCAAGUUGGGUGUUCCAAUCUUGGGGAUCUGUUACGGAAUGCAAGAAUUGGCAUGGAUCAACGGUAAAGGUGUUGCCAGAGGUGAAAAGAGAGAAUAUGGACCUGCCACCAUCGAUGUCCAAGACAAGUCUUGUGCUUUAUUCAAGGACAUCGACCACUCGCAAGUGUGGAUGUCUCACCACGACAAGUUGCACGCCUUACCAACUGGUUACAAGGUUGUGGCUACGUCUGGAAACUCUCCCUUUGCUGCUAUUGCCAAUGAUACCGAACAAAUCUACGGAAUCCAAUUCCACCCCGAAGUAACCCACACCACUCAAGGUAAAACCUUGUUGAGAAACUUUGCGGUAGAGAUCUGUAAGGCCAACACCAACUGGUCAAUGGAAAACUUUGUUGACACUGAAAUCGCCAGAAUCAAAAAGUUGGUGGGACCAACGGCUGAAGUCAUUGGUGCUGUUUCUGGAGGUGUGGACUCAACUGUUGGAGCUAAGAUCUUGCAUGAAGCCAUUGGUGAGCGUUUCCACGCCAUCUACGUCGAUAACGGAUUGAUGAGAAAGAACGAAACCGAACAGGUUUAUCAGACUUUAACCGAAGGGUUGGGAAUCAACUUGACAGUCGUGGAUGCUACUGACAAGUUUUUGGACAGGUUGAAGGGUAUCAAGGACCCAGAAAAGAAGAGAAAGAUCAUUGGUAACACCUUCAUUCAUGUAUUUGAAGAAGAGGCUGCGAAAAUCAAGCCUGCUUCGGGACAGGAAAUUGAAUAUUUGUUGCAAGGAACUUUGUACCCCGAUGUGAUCGAGUCUAUUUCUUUCAAAGGACCUUCACAAACCAUUAAGACCCAUCACAAUGUUGGAGGAUUGUUAGAAGACAUGAAAUUAAAGUUAAUUGAACCUUUAAGAGAGCUCUUCAAAGACGAAGUUAGACAUUUGGGUGAAUUGUUGGGAGUUCCCCAUGAUUUGGUAUGGAGACAUCCCUUCCCUGGUCCCGGUUUGGCCAUCAGAGUGUUGGGAGAAAUCACCAGACCUCAAUUGAAGAUUGCCAGAGAAGCUGACCACAUUUUCAUUGAGGAAAUCAAGAAUGCUGGAAUCUACAAGGAAAUCUCCCAGGCAUUCGCUGCCUUGUUGCCAGUGUUUUCAGUGGGUGUCAUGGGAGACCAAAGAACUUACGAGCAGGUUAUUGCCUUGAGAGCCAUUGAGACGGUUGAUUUUAUGACUGCUGACUGGUAUGUUUUUGAAGCGUCGUUCUUAAAGAGAGUGGCCUCGAGAAUUGUUAAUGAGGUCGACGGGGUUGCCAGAGUCACCUACGACAUCACAUCCAAGCCUCCUGCCACUGUUGAAUGGGAAUAAGCUUUUUGCUAUUGUUUUGAUAGAUAAGUAGAACUGAUAUACUUGAGAUUUCUAUUUAGUGUAAUAUAAUCGUCAUCUGGAGUCCCUCAUGUUCAAAAGUGACCAGAUGCCUUCAUAAGUAACUAACCUGCUGUCGUAUCACCGACGCGAUCAACACAUCAUCUUCGUGGCUAAUACUAAGGAGGAACUCUUCAUUGUUCUUGGAGUAAGUAUCACUGCAAACCACUGGUUUGCCUCGUUCAUCGUAGAUUCGAAACCAUUCCUUGAACGUGAAUGAUUUCUGAUCCUGAGAGUCCAAUGUCUUGUAGAUGGCCUCCUUAAUAGCCCAACUGCCGGCUAAGAAACUCAUACUUUUGGAAUGAUUGGAGAUCGAGAGCUGGGAGAAUACUGGCAUUUCGUGGUGGGGGUUCAAGAUCCUCAGUGACAUCUUCGCCAUGAACCGCGACAUGUUCCGACCCUCACGGGCUGCUAUUGACUCGAAUCUCGAGAUCUUCACUAUAUCAACUCCAUGUCCCAAUACAUUCGUCACUCGUAUUCCAGGCAUUAAGUUCCUCU